AUGCUGAAUGGCACCGGAUUGACGGAGAAUGAAACGCAGAAUCUCUGCUCGGUCACCCAGGAGCUGGAGAACUGCUACUACGUCCAGGGGUGCUGCGAUGAAGGUAUGAUGAACCUGCCGGCGGACGUCGUGAGCUUCUACGCGGGAAUGGACUUCUACAUGGUCUGCCCUGGCUUCGAAUACAAAUGCCAAGGCCUGGGCAGCAGCAUUGGCAGCGGGAGCACGACCCAGGACGGUUACGGUGGCAGCACGAGCUACCAGGACUGUUCCACCCUCAGCGACUGUGACGCCCUCGUCGCCAACGCCAGCCAGUACUUCGGCAUGCUGAAUGAUACGAGCAACUUGACGUGGAGCGAGCAGUACAGUGUCUGCAUGUUGGCCGGCGAGAUGGAGAACUGCUUCUACACGCGUGGCUGCUGCGAUGAAGGUAUGUCGCAGCUUCCUGCCGACAUCGUGAACUUCUACCUGGCAACGAGCUUUCUCAGCUUCUGCCCGCAGAUCCUUGCAGGCUACGUCGCCUCAUGCCUAGGCAGCACCACGACUUCGUACAUCUCAGGCGGCUACGGCGGCUACGGCAGCUACACCAGCACCAGCGCGCCAGACAGCGGCUCCGCCGGGGGGUGCCAAGGCGAUGCGGAGACUUUCGAUGCCGGCUAUGGCCCGUGCAGCACGUAUGCCCCUGGCGGCAUGAACAGCGGCUGGUGCCAAUACGACAUGGACCAAAUGGGCAUGGUGGCCUACCAGGUCUGCCCGCAGUGUGGCAGCUGCUCGGCCGGAGCCGCCGUGGAGGAGGAGUUCGUCUCCCUGAAUUGCGACAAGUGCCGCAUCUCGGCGUGGACGUCGACAAGCAUCUGUCUGAAUGCCAGCGCCGGGCAAGUCAAGGCCUGCGCCAACGCCACGCUCGCGGAAAUGGGUUUCGCGUUUACCCUCGAGACCAACAGCACCUGUGCAGGUACGAUGUGCACGAUCUACACGGAGGAGACCAACAUGUUUCCCACAGACUACCAAGCGCCCUGCGGCACCUUCGCACUCGCGCAAGAUGCCUGCACCGCGAGCACAACGGAUGGCGCCUUCUUCAUCCGAUAUGGCCUUUGGCCGCUGAUGUCGCCCGUCCUCGCUGGCACGAUUCCCUCCGCGUUUGAAGGUCCCUGGGGCGAAGCGUGGGUGGCGGUGCUGUCCGUCCGUCCCUUUGCCCUGGCCAGCAACGCAGCCUGCUUCUGCGACGACUGCACCUACCCUUCGGCUGUUUCAGAUGUUGCAGAGUACCUCAUGACUCCGGGAGUGCUGAUGCACAUCGAUGCAGACUUGGCUGAGGGCUUGAACGCCAGCACUUUGCAGAAGGCGCGCAGCCAUCAGGUCCUCAGGGCAGCGUGCCCGAUGCUUGCGGCCAAGAGCUGCUUUGCGCAGAGCGCGAGCUGCACGGACUUCGCCGCGACGCUGUCGUUGGCUGGCACCUACUUCUCAGACCUCGAAGACCCGGAUGUGUCGACUUGCGCCGCAGCAGGAUACCCGACAGACGGCAGCGCCUACACUCUCACUUGCAACGCCUCGAACGCCACCAAUGCGAGUGGAGCUGGCAACAGCUCGAUGUCGUGCCCGGGUCUCUACCAGGACUUCUGCGGCGGGGACCAGUGCCUGGGAGGUGAUGGCCUCUGCCCAGCGGACGAGUCCCUCUGCUUCCAUCGCAGCUACACGCCCUACGGCACCUUUCUCGUCGGCGAAGACUACCACAGCUGUGCUCCUCCGGAGAGGGGCUGCGAUUGCGCCGAACCCUGGGAGGUGCAAUGCUUCCUCUGGUACCCCUACUCCGAGCCUCUUCCGCCCAAAAUCUGCGUGCCCGCGUCUUCGGGCUGCCAAGCUGAGGGAUACGUUUCCGUCGAGACGUGGGGCUCCAGCACCUACCAGCCAGGAGGCGGCUACGGCGGCGUCGUGGUGACCUGCCCGGAGCUGUACUGCUACCCGACACCGUACACGGACAACGGCACGAUCGAUUGGAACAACUACAACUGGAACAACGCAACUUGUUCCACCUGGGACGCAGGCUGCCCCUGCAACGACCAGUGGGAGGUCCAGUGCGACAGUUGGGGCUCCAAGUACUGCACGCCGAAGACCGUUGGUUGCUACGAUCCCUUCGACGUCGACUGCGGGGCUGGGCAGCAGAAGUGCCAGGAUGAGUUCAGCGCCUUCUGCUGGGAGACGUCCUGGGGCCCCUGCCCUCUCUACUGCACCAGCAACGAGACGCAGUGCUUCACGUAUGGCUACGACUCGCAUCGCAACCGACAUGGCCGGUGCGAUCAAGUCAGUAAGUUCACACCGCCUCCAGCACUCUCCGGCCUGGCGAGUGCAAAGAGCUUGGCGAGGAGCCAUGCGGCCCAAAGCAAUGAUUCAUCUCAGCGGGUUUUUUGUGGUGUCCUAGCAAAACUGCGCACCGGUGAAUCGGAUAUCGCCUCCGACAACACGACACGGCAGCUCCUGCCUUUGCCACUGAACUUGGCUGCAGGCUUUUUGGCGCCUGCAGCUUUCCGUAAAGUUCGCAACUGCUUGGGCUUCAACUUCCACUGGCUGCAGCGAACAGAACGUGCAGUCGCAAACAAAAACUCGCCGCAGCCAGUCGAGCGUCCAGCCGGCAGGUUCGGGAAUCAGAACUACUCCGCCGCGGACUCAGAACUUGACUACCAGGAGUUCUGCGCACCGAUGGCCACGGGCUGCCCCUGCGACGCUCAGUUCGAGAACAAGUGCGCGGAUCAGUGGGGUGCUCGCUGGCAUGCGCACAGAACACCCACCGAGGUCUUCGCGACCGGCAACAGAGCCGGACUUCGCAGUGAUAGCCAAAGUGACAAAGCUCGUUCGGUGGAGUUUCCAACUCUCGAAGGCAGGCUGGAACAUCGUUGGGCACAGGCCCCUCCAAGACCUGCUGGGGGCAGCAGCGAUCAUCGCGCCGCUGACAAGGUGCUGCGGAAGAACCUGGAAAGUCUGACUGUCGAGCACCGGGUAGGUGAGGUUCUUGACAAAGCUCUCUGGUGCUCUCUUGACGUCUCUGGUUGGGACGCCUCACAGGAGGCAGAUCUGGGCCAUCCUGACUGGAUGCUGCCUCACAACCAGACCUGCCACCCGAUCAACGAGCGGACCUGCCCUUGCCACGAGACCCACGAAGAAAAGUGCCGGGUGCUUGGAGACGAUGUGCUGAUCGUCUUGGACCCCGAAGAUUUUUCGGGAUUCGGGGUCUAG
Molecule: messenger RNA, 3228 nt
Organism: Symbiodinium natans
Lineage: Eukaryota; Dinophyceae; Suessiales; Symbiodiniaceae
Source: the annotation of a GenBank genome assembly